UAAUUAAUGGAAGGUAACUGGAGUGAAUCGACCACGCUGUCGACUAUUACAAAUGCUCAGGCUGAAGCCGACGAUGUAUGGUCCCACGCUGCAUAUACCACAUUGGGUUUAGUUAUAGCACUCAUCGGUAUAAUUGGCAUGACAACAAAUGCUAUGGUGAUCAUUUUAUUCGUGAAGAAUAAAGAACUGAGAACUCCUUCAAAUGUGCAUUUGCUAUCGAUGACAAUUAGCGAUUUGGCAAUCUCGGUUUUUGGCAACCCUUUCUCUGCGUCAUCGAGUCUGGCUAUGAGAUGGCUUUUCGGACUCACGCUUUGUCAUUGGUACGGCUUUGCAAAUACAUGUUUUGGUCUUGUUUCGCUGGUGACACACGCGAUGAUUGCUGUGGAUCGCUACUGUGUCAUAUGUCAUGAUAUUAAGAGUACAAUAAAAAGAGCGACUCUGAUGUCUUGUCUUGCGUGGCUAUACUGCAUUAUCUGGUCUAUUUUCCCCAUCUUCGGGUGGUCAAGUUACAGUCCAGAAGGUCCUGGCACUUGGUGUAGCGUCACAUGGGAAAGGAACAUCAACAAUACCAAUUCAUUCGUGGUCUGUCUGUUCGUCUUCACUGUGUUAAUUCCAGUUGGCAUUCUCUUGUUCUGCUAUGCUAGAAUCUUUAAUACGUAUCGGAAGACUAUCUACAAUGUAGUCUUUGAAAGCAGCGAGAACACAACAAGGUCCUUGAUGAAACAGGAGUGGCGAUUGGUAAGAAUGACGGCUCUACUUGUGUCGGGCUACCUACUAGCGUGGAUGCCCUACUCUGUAAUGAGCCUCAUGGUGGUACUAGGUCAACAUGUGAGCUUCACGGGCGCAGCACUACCCUCAAUCUUUGCGAAGACGUCUACGUGUUACAACCCCGUGAUAUAUGUAUUUCUACACGACAAAAUGAGAAAGUCGUUAGUCCAGAUGUUGCCUCAUGGAUGUGCAAGCCGCUUUGGUGGGACCCCUCCAAAUUCUUCACAAGCGACUCCCGGGACAAGCCAUCGAAGAACACGACAUAAAAGUGCUGGUUCUAUUGCUGGCACAACACGGACCUGAAAAGAUGAUCACAACAAUCAUGGAGAUAUUUUAUCCCACUCUCUCAAAGACGCCUCUGUAGAAACAAAAACUAUAUCACUUUCAAGAUGCAAAUAUAAUUUGGAUCUUGAAUACAGAUACUUUACAUGGAUGUGUUUGAGGAUAAAUA
Owenia fusiformis is the source of this 1219-nucleotide messenger RNA. The record is from the annotation of a GenBank genome assembly. NCBI's taxonomy places the organism in Eukaryota, Metazoa, Annelida, Polychaeta, Sabellida, Oweniidae.